This is a messenger RNA of Penicillium cinerascens, 804 nucleotides long. Its product is annotated as oxidase ustYa family protein. The transcript is spliced from 6 exons. The record is from RefSeq and is a predicted model, not a curated record. Gene Ontology annotation, biological process: mycotoxin biosynthetic process. Bases 1 to 804 code for a protein of 267 amino acids. NCBI's taxonomy places the organism in Eukaryota, Fungi, Ascomycota, Eurotiomycetes, Eurotiales, Aspergillaceae.
AUGGAAUACAGGAAAAUUUCCAAGUCGGAUCCUUACUCUGCCUACACCGAUAAGUCAUCAUCGGAAGAUCUCUCUCAUCCCUCUCAGCGACUUCUCGAUAAUGAAGAAGAUGCAAACCUGAACCUUGAAUGUCGGGUCCCCUUCUACAGACGGCGAAGCUUCAUUCGUGCGACUAUUGCUCACUCUCUGAUAUUUCUAACUUACACUAUUGGAUUUAUCGGUCUAAUUACUUGGUUUGGACAACAACCGUGUCCACCGACACUUACAUAUACACCCAUUCAAGGCUCUGUGAAAUGGGCAAAGACUUGGUAUGACGGCAGUCUGGGUAAACAAGACAAAUACAUAGGAGAUCCUCGUCCUGAACUUGAGGUGGCAUGGCAUGAGUUGGUAUCGAAUAACAACCUCAGAUUCACCAAAUCUGAAAUCGAAAAGUUAGGAAAGGAUGCUAUUGAGCUUGCGGAUGGCUCUGGCUAUUUUGGACAGGUGAUGGUCUAUCACCAUCUCCAUUGCUUAAAAUCUGUACGGCAGGCUUUGUACCCCAAUGCCUAUGAAAAAACAUCGAAGGAGCAUCUUGAUCACUGUAUCGAUGAUAUUCGCCAAGCAUUGAUGUGCAACCCCGAUAUCUCAGCCAGCACCUUCUUUUGGGAGGAUGGUCUUCGGCGCCCUCAGCCAGAUUUCACAUUGUAUAAAACCUGCGUCGACUGGGACCACUUUAAUAAAUGGGCAACUAAACGAAUGUUUUCAAUGUACGACCAGAAAUCAUUAAUCAACUCUAAGUUCGGUGAGUAUUCAAGCACAUCUUAG